Messenger RNA from Trichoderma asperellum CBS 433.97, 552 nucleotides. RefSeq names its product sphingolipid homeostasis protein orm1 (gene ORM1). The record is from RefSeq and is a predicted model, not a curated record. NCBI's taxonomy places the organism in Eukaryota, Fungi, Ascomycota, Sordariomycetes, Hypocreales, Hypocreaceae. Gene Ontology annotation, biological process: intracellular sphingolipid homeostasis; sphingolipid biosynthetic process; ceramide metabolic process. Gene Ontology annotation, cellular component: endoplasmic reticulum membrane.
AUGAACGAUCGAAGCGCCGGUGGCCGCCGGAGGAGGUCUAGCAGCAUCCUCCAGGUCUACCAUGAGCCUCCCGAGACGCUCGAGCAGAUGAGCGACCAGGCCGUUGUCCCAAACAUGAAUGCCAACUGGACAAAUCAAAAAGGGGCUUGGACUAUCCACAUUGUCAUCAUCGCCGCUCUCAAGAUCCUCUACGAUGUUAUCCCGGGCAGCUCGCAGGAGGCGUCGUGGACGCUGACCAACAUGACGUACAUGGUCGGCUCCUACAUCAUGUUCCACUACGUCCGCGGCAUUCCUUUCGACUUCAAUGGUGGAGCCUUCGACAACCUGAACAUGUGGGAGCAGAUCGACAACGGAGCCCAGUACACGCCCACCAAGAAAUUCCUGCUGAGCGUCCCUAUCGUGCUGUUCCUAAUCAGCACGCAUUAUACGCACUACGACUCGACUUAUUUCGUCAUCAACUUCCUUGCUACACUAGCCGUUGUUAUUCCGAAGCUACCAUUCAGCCACCGAAUGCGAUUCAGCUUCUUUUCAGACAUUCCCGAGGAAGAGUAA